Messenger RNA from Bufo gargarizans (Asiatic toad), 4296 nucleotides. It is a transcript of the gene MEF2D, whose product is annotated as myocyte enhancer factor 2D. The transcript has 13 exons. NCBI's taxonomy places the organism in Eukaryota, Metazoa, Chordata, Amphibia, Anura, Bufonidae. Gene Ontology annotation, molecular function: RNA polymerase II cis-regulatory region sequence-specific DNA binding; DNA-binding transcription factor activity, RNA polymerase II-specific; histone deacetylase binding. The record is from RefSeq and is a predicted model, not a curated record. Gene Ontology annotation, biological process: cell differentiation; positive regulation of transcription by RNA polymerase II. Bases 464 to 2098 code for a protein of 544 amino acids.
UGCCUGUCAGGGAGCUCAGUGUCAGCGCCUCAGAGGCAGCGCAUACAGUGUAGUUUAUUAUUUUUCCUGCUGGGUGACUAUUCCUACAUUGUAGCAGAGGGUGGCGGGGAGGAGGACGCGGCGGCUCUGGACGGGGGGUCGUGUGUGCUUCAUUGGGGGGCAGAGGAACCCGAAAAUCCCCUCCGGGAGGAGAAGCCUGGGGAGAGCAGGGAGGAAGCUCCGGAGAUAUUCCUUGUGGACAUUUUUUGUUUCCCUUGAAUGAUGAGCAAAGAUCUUGGGAAGAAGCUCCAGAACUGAAGGCGGCAAAAACCCCUGCAAACAUCUGGACCCAGCGGACAAGUAACAUGAACUGAAGGGAGACGAGCGGGGGGACUGUUUGCCAUUGUAAAGACAGGGGGGGAUCAAAGACGGGAACCCGUUCUCCGCAAGGUCUUCGUUUGGACAGUGAGGAUUUACAGGAACCAUGGGAAGGAAAAAGAUUCAGAUCCAGAGGAUCACAGAUGAGCGGAACAGACAGGUGACGUUCACAAAGCGUAAAUUUGGGCUGAUGAAGAAGGCUUAUGAGCUCAGCGUCCUGUGUGACUGUGAGAUCGCUCUCAUCAUCUUCAACCACUCAAACAAACUGUUCCAGUAUGCCAGCACGGACAUGGACAAAGUGCUGCUGAAAUACACAGAGUACAAUGAGCCCCACGAGAGUCGGACUAACGCAGACAUAAUAGAGACAUUAAGAAAGAAAGGUUUUAACGGGUGCGACAGCCCCGAACCGGACGGGGAUGACUCCAUUGACCAGAGCCCCCUCAUGGAAGACAAAUAUCGCAAAGCCAGCGAGGACUUGGACAUUCUAUUCAAACGCUACGGUGCGCUGAACAAGAAGCACAGGGAGUACGAGAGCCCGGACGCGGACGAGGUUUUUGCGCUGACUCCGCAGACGGAGGAGAAAUAUAAAAAGAUUGACGAGGAGUUUGAUAAAAUGAUGCAGAGUUAUAGACUCGCAUCUGCAGUUCCUGCACCGAACUUCGCUAUGCCCGUUACUGUACCGGUGACCAAUCAGAACGCACUGCAGUUCAGCAACCCCGGGGGGUCUUUGGUCACACAGUCUCUGAUGACGGCCUCGCUCACGGACCCCCGGCUCCUGUCACCGCAGCCACAGACCCUGCAGAGGAACACAGUGUCUCCGGGGCUACCUCAGAGGCCAGCCAGCGCAGGAGCGAUGCUCGGGGGAGACCUUAACAAUUCUAAUGGAACCUGUCCAAGCCCUGUAGGCAAUGGCUACAUCAGUGCGCGAGCCUCUCCGGGCCUCAUACCAGUAUCGAACGGGAACUCCCUGGGUAAAGUCAUCCCAGCCAAAUCCCCUCCGCCUCCAUCCCAGAACAAUCAGCUCGGAGCCAACAGCCGCAAACCAGACCUGCGCGUUAUCACCUCACAAGGCGGCAAGGGGUUAAUGCAUCACUUGGCGGAGGAUCUGGAAAUGCAGAACACACAGAGGCUAGGAGUCUCCCAAGCGGCUCACUCCUUGACCACGCCGGUCGUAUCGGUGGCGACACCCAGUUUACUGUCACAUCAUGGACUGCCGUUCUCUGCCAUGUCCACAGCCUACAACACAGACUACCAGCUGACCAGCGCAGACUUGGCAUCGCUCUCCACGUUCACCUCUCCAGGAACCUUGUCAUUAGGCAACAUGUCCACCUGGCAUCAGCAGCAGCAGCAACAGCAGCAGCAUCAACAGCACCACCACGCGCAGCAGAUGGUUCCCGUGUCACUAAGUAACCUGAUAUCCAGCGGACAGCUUUCACACACCGCCACGCUGACAGUCAACACCAACCCAAACAUAAGCAUCAAAAAAGAACCUCCAUCUCCCAACCGGGAACGGAGCACCGGCACCCCAUUGACGUCCUACUCACACCAGGCGCGGCACGAAGCCACCGGCCGCUCUCCCGUCGACAGCCUGAGCAGCAACGCAAGUUCUUUCGAAGGCAACGACCGAGAGGAUGCAAGGGCCGACUACACCUCCUCGCUUGGGCUGCUGCGACCUUCGAGCGACGUGGAAGGCGAGAGCCCGUCUGUAAAACGCAUGCGGCUCGACGCAUGGGUAACAUAACUGCUCCAGAAACAAAAACCCACCCGCCCACCUCGUCCUUACGCUUGCGAGCCACAGGAUGAGGUGCCGAUUGGGAGGGGGUGGGCAGACAGGAGCAGGUUGCCAGUGAGGUUUAAUGCUGUAGGGUGGGAACCUAUCAUUAACUGCCUGAGAUAUAGCUUUAGUAUUUGGUAGGUAUUCUUCCUAGUCCAGUGCGUCAGGCAAUGUCUGCAGAGGACAUGGGACUCCAUGGCUGCACUAAGAACCUAAGCCGAGUACGACUCCAGCCCUCCAAAGCCAACUGCUUACCUUGUCGUCUUGUUGACCACAGCUGCUACAGUCAAUCUCGCCACUGCCCUCCAUCCUCACCGAUAUACCCUGCUCACCGCCUCACCCUGCUCCGCUUAUCUGAAGACAUCCGUCGUUGGGCUGCUCGCUACCGGGCCAGCUUUCAUUAUCUAUUACCGGGUUGCUUGAAAGGGAAGCUGCAGACUCAGAUUUUCUUUUUCGCCAUUCAUGAAACGGUUAAGUCCAAAGUGGCCUCCCUGGCCGAGCAGCGCUCAUUGACAAACUGGAAAUUGAAUUCCUAGCUGCUUGACGGACCUUAAUUGGGUUUUUUUUUUGUUUCAAGUUAACGAACCGGCAUCUUAUCGGGAUGCACACCAUGGAGAGCCACCUUCCCCUCCCAUCCUCCACCCGUCAUGGAAGCUCCCUCCAGUCUCCGGCUCACUCAGCGCAGACGGGGCCGUCCAGAGAUCAAGCUACGUAGACAUAUCUAAAACUCGAACCCCCGCAAGCCAUGGAGCUCUAUCAUAAUGCAGACAAUGCCUUUUUAAAAGAGAAAAAGAAAAAAAAUCUAAAAUUAACAAAAACAAGAAAUAUAUAUAAUAUAUACAUAUAUAUAUUUAUUCUUUUAGAUGCGGUUUUCUUAUUUUGGAGGAAAGAGCUCAGCCUAUGAUUUCACUUCUCGAGGACAGGGAUUUCCCCUCACAGGGUUUUCUAUGUAUUAAAGGCAGUAUGACUGCGAGAUAUAAAAAAAAUAGCCCCCCCACCCCCCGUUAGAAAUUCGGAAAGUGAAAUCAUAUUGGAACUUUAAAUUCGAGGCCGUUUUCCGGAGAGCAGAAUCCCCUCUGGAAAGGGAAGGCUUGGAAUUAAAGGAUAAUGUGCAAGGGGUCCAGGUACAUCCAUAGCAGCAUGCUCAUUGCCCAGGUCAGUAACACUGCCGCACAAGAUUUUUGCUGCUAUUUUCACACUAUAUUGGUGAAAAGGGGGGUGAUCUGCUAAAAAUAUAUAUAUAUAUUUUUUUUGUAUUUUUGAACAUUUUUGUUUUCUGGUUUCCCGCAAUCACCUGUACAUUUUAACCUGUAUUUUGUUAAUUAGUUUCUACCAAUUUUUGUCCUAAUAUAAUGGACACAAUGACCUAAAACAGUCCCAGCUGGGGAUCAUGGUCCCAUCUGUGUCAAUGUCCACAAAAGUAUGCAAAUGAGUCUCUAGGAGCAAUGAGGGCGGUGCCAUUACACCUCUCAUUGCUUCCAGAGGCUCUGCUCGCUCCUCUCCAUGCCGCAAACCGUCCAAUUUGAUUGAUAGAGCCAGGCAGAGAAAACGUCACCACACCUGCCCGGCCCCGAGGUCUCCAAAAGUCUGUUCGUACUACACAGAGACUCACCGGUGAGGGGCGAGGCAUGAAGAGGAGCGAGUAAAGCGAGACAAAGCGGCAAUUAUCUCGGGAAUAUGGGCACGGACGCUGAUGGGACCAAGACCAUGAUCUUUAGCUGUCAAGGGCCCAUUUCUCUGGUUAGGUUUUAGGUCCAUGUAAAAAAUAAAAGUAAUAAUAGUGGUGUUCCAUGGCUUCACAGUCCCCCACCCAUCUCUGCUUCCCCCACUUGACAUGGAAACAAUGUGACCACUCUGUGGUCGGUGAUUGGCUGAGAGGUCAUUUCCUAUGCGUUGAGAAGGACAAGAGAGUAGAGAGCAGCAGGGAACUCGGAAAACUAGAGCGGUAUGGGUUAUUAUUAUUUUUUUUUUUUAACAACCCUUUAAAAAAAAAAAAAAGAGGGGAACAGUUAAGUAGACUUUUUUAUACUUUGCCAUACACCCUUUAUAAGAUCACCCCUUUGCCUAUUUUUUUUUAUUGUAUACCAUUAAAUCAAAUUCCUGCUUACAUUUUUUUUCUAUUAUUAUUCUUUUAUAUUUUACUUUAAAUUUGAAAUAUUUUUUUU